AUGGACGAGAUCUCGAUCACGUGCACAUGGCGGCCACGCGAGCUUAUUGCGCCCGCGGUGGCUGAAGAAUUUGCGCGGGUCAAGUCUUCCUCGCGACCAAGUCCAAAGUACGAGCGUGCAGCGGUCUGCGUUUCUGCGGUGAUGGCUACUUCCAACGGUUUGACGCGGCAGCAGGUCGCCUCUGCGCAGCUCGACGGCAACUACAGCAUCCAGCCUGAAAAGGCGGAGCCGAAGCUCGACACUUCCCAAUGGCCCCUGCUGCUCAAAAACUAUGACAAGCUCCUCGUUCGGUCAAGCCAUUUCACCCCCAUCCCUUCCGGCUGCAGCCCGCUGAAACGCGACAUCACGCAAUACAUCAAGUCCGGGGUCAUCAACCUUGACAAGCCUUCCAACCCAUCCUCUCAUGAAGUCGUCGCGUGGCUGCGACGUAUUCUCCGAGUCGAGAAGACGGGCCACAGUGGUACCUUGGAUCCCAAGGUUACCGGUUGUCUCAUCGUCUGCAUUGAUCGGGCUACCAGGCUGGUCAAGUCGCAGCAGAGCGCAGGGAAGGAGUAUGUUUGCGUACUGCGUCUCCACAGUGCCCUCCCUGAUCCCACAGCACUCCCCCGCGCCCUCCAGACCCUCACCGGCGCCCUCUUCCAACGCCCUCCCCUCAUCUCCGCCGUGAAGCGGCAGCUGCGUAUCCGCACCAUUCACGAAUCCAAACUCCUCGAAUUCGACGAAAAGCGCAAUCUCGGCGUCUUCUGGGUCUCGUGCGAAGCCGGGACAUACAUCCGGACGUUAUGUGUGCAUCUGGGUUUGCUGCUGGGUGUGGGCGGGCAUAUGCAAGAACUGCGUCGUGUCCGAAGUGGGGCGAUGAGUGAGAACGAUGACAUUGUGACUAUGCACGACGUGCUGGACGCCCAAUGGCUUUACGACAACACAAGAGAUGAGUCGUAUUUACGACGUGUGAUCCGACCACUCGAGUGCCUAUUGGUGGGCUACAAGCGGAUCGUGGUCAAAGACAGCGCCGUCAACGCCGUCUGCUAUGGUGCCAAACUCAUGAUUCCGGGUCUGCUCCGAUACGAGGCAGACAUUGGAGUCAACGAGGAGGUCGUACUCAUGACGACAAAAGGCGAAGCCAUCGCACUAGCCAUCGCUCAGAUGUCCACCGUCGAGCUGGCGACAUGCGAUCACGGCGUCGUGGCCAAGGUCAAGCGGUGCAUCAUGGAGCGCGAUACCUACCCCCGGCGGUGGGGUCUCGGGCCCGUCGCGUCGACGAAGAAGAAGAUGGUCAAGGAGGGCAAGCUGGGCAAGCACGGAGAGAAGAUCGAAACUACACCCGCGGAGUGGAGUCGUGACUACGUCGACUACACGCGCGAGCAACCCGUCGCUGGGUCUUCGUCGACAGCACCUGCUGCCGCCGUCGUGCCAGUGCCCGCCUUUGUUCCUUCUGUUGCCACCGCCCAACCGGUUGAGGACGUCAGCCCGUCAAAAGACAAAUCCAAGAAGGACAAGAAGGAGAAAAAGCGAAAGCGGGAAUCAGUUGCAGGCGACGGUGACGUUUCGAUGGCCGUCGAAAAUGACGCCGACGAGGAUGAGGAGGCAGAGCGGAAGAGAAAGAAGAAGGAAGAGAAGGCUGCGAAGAAGGCUGCAAAGGAGGCGGACGCGGAAGCUGAGGAGGAUGACGAGGCAAAGAGGGAGAGAAAACGGCUCAAGAAAGAGAAGAAGGCAAGAGAGUCUAUGGCGGCGGCAGAGUAG
This is a messenger RNA of Gloeophyllum trabeum ATCC 11539, 1740 nucleotides long. RefSeq lists its product as uncharacterized. Gene Ontology annotation, molecular function: pseudouridine synthase activity; RNA binding. Gene Ontology annotation, cellular component: box H/ACA snoRNP complex. The record is from RefSeq and is a predicted model, not a curated record. The transcript has 6 exons. Gene Ontology annotation, biological process: mRNA pseudouridine synthesis; snRNA pseudouridine synthesis; box H/ACA sno(s)RNA 3'-end processing. The coding region runs from base 1 to 1740 and encodes 579 amino acids. NCBI's taxonomy places the organism in Eukaryota, Fungi, Basidiomycota, Agaricomycetes, Gloeophyllales, Gloeophyllaceae.